AUGUCUUGUCCGAUAGUAUCAUCUGCCGCCCGCCGGCUAACACGAACACCGUCUCGCCCGGUAAUCUCUGCCCUCUCGCCGUCGAGACCGGCUUGGAGCACCUUCUCCGCACGCUUUUGCGACUCGGCCUCCCCCCGGCCACUUCUGCCUCAGAUCGUAUCACAGAAGACCCAGAUCUCUCGAAAUGUCUCCUUGCGGAAUGCUACUCCCUUCCUCACGCCCCGUCACCGUCGCGCUUUUUCCGCCUCGACUGUCCACCGAGCGACCCAGGCGACGCUUAACCCGAGAACCGGCGAAGAUGGCAAUACAUUGAUGGUGGAAAUCUCGCCUCGUGCUGCAGAGCGCCUCCGCGAAAUCACCGACCCGUCCUCCUCCCCAUCCGCCACCAAAGAGGAGAACCCGUACCACCAUCUCCGAAUCACCGUGACGAGCGGCGGCUGCCACGGCUUCCAAUACAUGAUGUCGCUCGAGGCGGCCUCGAAGAUCGACCCCGAGGAAGACACCGUCUUCGAGGCCGAGUACACGCCCGAGGAGGGAUCGCCUCAAGGACCCGGCGACGCCAAGGUCGUUAUGGACGAGCCCUCGCUGGAACUGCUGUCCGGGAGUAAGGUCGACUAUACGAUGGAGUUGAUCGGUAGCCAGUUCAAGAUUGUGGAUAAUCCUCGCGCGACGAGUAACUGUGGUUGUGGGACGAGUUUUGAUGUUAGUGAUUAA
This is a messenger RNA of Aspergillus melleus, 714 nucleotides long. RefSeq names its product HesB/IscA family protein (gene ISA2). Gene Ontology annotation, biological process: iron-sulfur cluster assembly. The record is from RefSeq and is a predicted model, not a curated record. Bases 1 to 714 code for a protein of 237 amino acids. Lineage: Eukaryota; Fungi; Ascomycota; Eurotiomycetes; Eurotiales; Aspergillaceae. Gene Ontology annotation, cellular component: mitochondrion. The transcript is spliced from 2 exons. Gene Ontology annotation, molecular function: 2 iron, 2 sulfur cluster binding; iron ion binding; 4 iron, 4 sulfur cluster binding.